Molecule: messenger RNA, 939 nt
Organism: Parastagonospora nodorum SN15
Lineage: Eukaryota; Fungi; Ascomycota; Dothideomycetes; Pleosporales; Phaeosphaeriaceae
Exons: 1
Coding region: 1-939 (312 amino acids)
Source: RefSeq, a predicted model, not a curated record
AUGUCGUCUCUCGAAGCUGCGCUUGACGCAGAGAUGAAGGAGGUCGUGGCUCUCCUAGAAGGAAAGCCCAAGGGCCUAGGUCGUCGCGCCGACAGUCCUUCAGUAUCCCAGCGUGCCCAGAGCCCUGGCUCAGCUGCCUCCCCUAAGCGCAGUAUGCUCGAUGUCGACAACAGCAAAAGACGAAGCACCAGCCGCGGUAGCACUGGCAUACCUUUCGCCAUGCCAUCGUCUCCCCGCCGCGUCAACCCCGAAGCAGCAUACAAGUUCGACAUGUUGCCUUCCAUAGAUGCGCAAGCAUUGCCUAAACGAGUGUCUCAGGGUGGAUACAAGGACCCGAAGCCUAGAGCAAUGUCCUCUGUAUACGGCAAUUCGAGUGGUUUUCUCGGCGGUGGCUCAGGGAGGGACCGACACAACUCUGCGACUGGUCCCUUUGCCAGAUCAAAGUCUGGAUCGCCUGGACCUCAUCGAUCUGCUUCUCCCCUCAGCCCGCCUGCCUCGCCUGCGCCGACUUCCAGUAACACAUUGGUCACGGACUCGGGAAAACGCAUCGACGGCGACACUGCAUAUCGGAAGCUGUCAGAUUCAGCACUCGCACGUUCUGAGGGAGGGUUGUCAGCCUUGCCGAACCGCAAAGGUUCAGAUCCGGCUACAGGAACUGCCACCGCACCCGGUGGAGGCGUGCGCUUGACAACCGAUGACGAUGGAGAUGAGAGCGCUGCAGUAGAGAGCAGUGACGGAGAUUCUGACAGCUCAGAUUGGGACGACGGAAGUGCCUUUGCAGGCUCCAAGAAGAAAGAGCGAGGCCGCCGACGGACCAGAAAGGAAUCUGGUGGUACUGACAGUAUGGGUAGGGAGAUUAUCACAGCUAAGAGUUUGUUUGCUACCGCCGAGCAGGAAGGUGCGACAGAAAUAUCUACCCAUUUCGGCAACAAUUGCUAA